This is a messenger RNA of Lycium barbarum (goji berry), 2354 nucleotides long. Its product is annotated as oligopeptide transporter 7-like. The record is from RefSeq and is a predicted model, not a curated record. The coding region runs from base 1 to 2220 and encodes 739 amino acids. Gene Ontology annotation, molecular function: oligopeptide transmembrane transporter activity. NCBI's taxonomy places the organism in Eukaryota, Viridiplantae, Streptophyta, Magnoliopsida, Solanales, Solanaceae. Gene Ontology annotation, biological process: transmembrane transport. The transcript is spliced from 6 exons.
AUGGCAGAAAUACAAGUGAACAAAAUGAAUUUUCCUAAAGAGGUUGAUGAUGAUGAUGAGUGUCCUAUUAAGGAAGUUGAAAUGACAGUGCCAAAAACUGAUGACCCUACAAUACCCGUCCUAACAUUUAGAAUGUUGUUCCUUGGAAUCACUUCUUGUGUUAUGUUAUCUUUUGUGAACCAAUUUUUUUGGUACCGUACUGAACCGCUGUCGAUUUCAUCAACAGCGGUUCAGAUUGCCGUGGUGCCCAUUGGACACCUCAUGGCGAAAAUCAUAACAAAAAGGGUAUUUUUUGAGGGCACGGGUUGGUCAUUUACGCUCAAUCCGGGCCCAUUUAACGUUAAAGAGCACGUGUUGAUUACCAUAUUUGCUAAUGCGGGCGCUGGAAGUGUUUAUGCUACUCAUAUAUUGAGUGCUGUUAAGCUUUACUAUAAGAGGCCACUUAGUUUUUUUCCUGCAUUGCUUAUCAUGGCCACAACUCAGAUGUUAGGUUUUGGUUGGGCUGGUAUUUUCCGGCGUCAACUUGUUGAGCCAGCAGAGAUGUGGUGGCCAGGCUGUUUGGUUCAGGUCUCCUUAUUCAGGGCUCUGCAUGAAAAGGAGACUAGAUCAAAGGGUGGUACAACACGGAUACAAUUCUUCCUCAUAGCCUUAGUUUUUAGCUUUGCAUACUACAUUUUCCCUGGUUAUCUUUUCCAGAUAUUGUCCUCAUUUUCUUGGCUCUGUUGGCUGGCCCCCAAAUCUAUCUCUGUUCAACAAUUGGGCUCUGGCAUGCGCGGCCUUGGCAUUGGUGCCUUAGGAUUCGAUUGGACAACGAUUUCAUCGUACCUCGGAAGUCCUCUGGCUAGUCCAUGGUUUGCUAGCGCCAAUGUUGCAGUUGGUUUUGUACUUGUAAUGUACUUGAUGACUCCCUUAACUUAUUGGUACAACGUUUACAACGCCAAGACUUUCCCAAUUUUCUCAUCCAGUCUCUUCACUCAAAAUGGGACGAAAUAUAACACUGAGGGAGUCAUUGAUUCGCACUUUCAGCUUGAUAAAGCUGCCUAUAAUCAAUAUGGAAAAUUGCAUUUGAGCACAUUUUUUGCCAUGACAUAUGGUCUUGGAUUUGCUGGUCUUAGUGCUACUCUUGUCCACGUUACUCUUUUCCAUGGAAGGGAAGUGUGGAGUCGAUUAAGAGAAUCACUUGGAUGCUUGGGACAGGAAAAGAAACCAGAUGUGCACACAAGGCUAAUGAAAAAUUACAAGCAGGUCCCUAAGUGGUGGUUCUAUAUUAUUCUUGUGGUGAACAUGGGACUAAUCCUCUUUACUUGUCAGUAUUAUCUUGAAACAUUUCAAUUGCCUUGGUGGUAUGUCUUGCUAGCUUUUGCUAUAGCUUUUUUUUUCACUCUGCCCAUUGGAAUAAUUACUGCCACUACAAACCAGCAACCAGGUCUUAAUAUCAUCACAGAGUAUGUUCUCGGAUUGAUAUACCCUGGCUACCCUGUGGCUAACAUGCUGUUCAAGGUGUAUGGGUACAUUAGCAUGUCCCAAGCUCUUAGUUUUGUCUAUGAUUUCAAGCUUGGCCACUACAUGAAAAUUCCUCCAAGGGCAAUGUUUAUGGCUCAGAUACUGGGCACAUUCAUAGCAAUAAUCGUAUACACAAUUACUGCUUGGUGGCUCAUGGAUACAGUGCCAAAUCUCUGUGACAUCUCUGUUCUACCAGACAACAGCCCGUGGCAAUGUCCACAGGACCGCGUUUUCUACGACGCCUCUGUUAUCUGGGGGCUCAUUGGGCCAAAGAGAAUAUUUGGACCACGUGGUGUUUACGUCAAUAUCAAUUGGUUCUUUCUGGGAGGAGCCAUUGCCCCCAUACUAGUUUGGUUUGCACACAAGAUUUUCCCUAAGCAGAAAUGGAUUCGCCUCAUACACAUGCCCGUACUAUUAGGCGCAACAGCCAUGAUGCCUCCAGCAAGCUCGGUGAACUACACGAGUUGGCUGAUUUUGGCUUUCCUCUCUGGCUAUGUUGUUUACAGACGGUGGCCUCACUUGUGGCAACGCUACAACUAUGUUUUAUCCGGUGGCCUGGAUGCUGGAACUGCAUUCAUCGCGGUCUUGUUGUUCAUUGCCUUACAAUCGAAAGAUAUCAGUGUUGACUGGUGGGGAAAUAAUGUAGAUGGAUGUCCAUUGGCUGCUUGUCCCACGGCUAAAGGGGUUAUUGCUAAAGGAUGUCCAGCCACAUUAUAAUUUUUUUUGCAGUAUUUCAUGAAGUCAUUAAUUUCUAUACUAGUUCAUGAACUCAUCAGUCUUUUCAACAUCUUGUACAGUCUUCCGUGAACUUGCACUUGUUAAUUUAGGAGUUCAUUAAGAUUCCAAAUAUU